Messenger RNA from Paramecium tetraurelia, 946 nucleotides. RefSeq lists its product as uncharacterized. Lineage: Eukaryota; Ciliophora; Oligohymenophorea; Peniculida; Parameciidae. The record is from RefSeq and is a predicted model, not a curated record. The transcript has 2 exons.
AUGGAAAAAAAAUAAGGAGCAGUAAAGUAAAUAGUAUCCUCGAAUUGUGUGUUAAUAUCUGGACCAAUUAAUAAUGAGACAGGAGUGCCAAUGACUAAAUUCUUGACUUUGUAAGGAAUUCAGGCACCAGAAUUCUCAUUGACUGAUAAGGAGAAUCCAAAAUAAGAGCCCUUUGGAUUUUUAGCAAGGGAAUUCUUGAGAAAGUAAGUAUUAGGAUAAUAAAUUGAAUUCACAAUCGAACACAAGAUCAAAGACUAAAAUGAUAAAGUCAUUGGUAGAAUCUUUAAAAAUGGUCAAGAUAUUGGGGAAUUGUAAUUAAGAGAAGGAUUGGCCCAAUUAAGACAAUAAGGAAAGCCAAGUCAGGAAUAUGAGAAUGCAUAAAAUUUGGCUAAAUAGAAUGGAAAGGGUAUAUGGUCAAAGAGAGAAGAAUUAGUCAAAUAUAAUAAAAUUGAUUUGAAGGAUGUCAAACCUAAAUAAUACACCUAAUGUUUUGUUGAAGAUGUACAAGGAUUGUUUGUAUUUUAUGCUUACAUCCCAGAAUUACAAGGCUUAGUGAAAUGCUCAUACGGAGAAGUCUUUAUGCCAACAUCAGUUUCAUAAGUGUUGUAAAAUAGAGCUAAAUGGACAAUCUAAGAGUUGAUCCUCCAAUAAGAGGUCACUUUGACAGUCCAAGGACAAGAUGAAAAGUUUUAGUCUUUGAGAGUAGAUAUCAAAAAGAAAGAUUUAGAUGUAAAGAAAGAACUUGUGAGUUUGGGAUACUUUAGAUUAUCACCAAAUGCAUUUUAAUUAAAUCAUGAUCAAAAGAGAUACAAUGAAUUGAAAGAGACUUAAAGUCAAGCUGAAAUCAAAUUGAUUGGAAUAUGGAAAGAUGCCCCAUGAAAAUAUUAACAAUUAUAAUAAGCAGUUGUCUUGUAAGGAGGAAAAUAGACAUAUUAAGCCAAAAUUA